UUCAGGCCAAGUACGGUGAAAUUCAGAGCAAAUAGUAAAUCCAUUGCUUGUUUUCAUUAUUUUCACGUAAAAGCAACGCACCAGAUUUUUAUCAUCUCGACAUUUCCCAUAUGGAAUGGACUUAUCAUCGAGUAAUUUGGAAACUCUCGCCUUAAUUGGAAAAUGCAAGGAUAACACCGAGGGGAAGAACGAUGCAAAGAAACACAAGUAUCCGGUAGCAGUUUUCUUCAUCGUCGUCAACGAGUUUUGCGAGAGGUUCAGCUACUAUGGCAUGAAAACCGUUCUCACGCUCUAUUUGCGAGAUGUCCUCUUGUUCGAUGAAAACGAUUCGACAAUAUGGUACCACCUCUUUUCCAUGCUGUGCUACUUCACCCCUGUUUUUGGGGCUAUCCUUGCUGAUACGUAUCUUGGCAAAUUCAAGACCAUUCUGUAUCUUUCGUGCCUUUACGCUUGUGGUAACGUUUUGCUGAGUGUGGCGUCUAUACCAAACACGUUGCCGCAAAAAGAGUUUUCACUUUUGGGACUGUUCAUCAUUGCCUUGGGCACAGGUGGAAUUAAGCCUUGUGUGUCAGCAUUUGGUGGCGACCAAUUUAUUCGACCGCAACAGGAUAAGCAACUGGAACAGUUCUUUUCCGUCUUCUAUGUCGCUAUCAAUGCUGGAUCGCUCAUUUCCACAUUCGUCACGCCCAUCCUUCGAGAAGAUGUUCAGUGCUUUGGGUCCAAUUCCUGCUUUCCACUAGCCUUCGGCGUUCCAGCUCUCCUGAUGAUCAUCGCUGUUGUUGUCUUUUUCGGUGGCAGAGGGUGUUAUAAAAUGAGAGAAACCGCCGGUAACGUUAUGGUUGAGGUCGUCAAGUGCAUGGCGCACGCCGUCGUACGGAAGAUUGAACACAGAGAAGAAAAACACGAACAUUGGCUGGAUUUUGCGGGGGACAAAUUCGAUAGGCAACUCAUCCAAGACAUUAAACAGGUUCUGAGGGUCUUGCUCCUUUAUGUGCCUAUUCCGGUUUUCUGGGCUUUAUUUGAUCAACAGGGCUCCAGGUGGACGUUCCAAGCAACUCGAAUGGAUGGGACUCUUGGAGUAACUACUAUUAAACCAGAUCAGUUGCAAAUUGUCAAUCCUUUACUGAUUCUGGCGUUGGUACCCGUUUUUGAGAGUGUGAUUUACCCGUGUUUCAAAAAAUGUGGAUUACUUACCCCACUUCAACGAAUCGGGACAGGCGGUUUGCUUGCUGGAUUCGCUUUUGUCGUUUCGGGCAUUGUCGAACUAUACCUGGAGCCUACCUAUCCUAGCAUUCCUGACGCUGGAAUGACGCAGUUGAAUUUCAUCAACACUCUUCCAUGCCCACUGAACAUCAGUUACAUCAAUAACAACCAAGUGAAAUGGAUUGAAAUUAACGCAACGAGCUAUUCGUUCGAACGUAACCUGAAUAAUCAAUCGAUCGAUAUCACAGCACAGCUAAUCAGCAGUCCUGCAUGUCAACAAAUGAACUUUACUAUUCCAACGUGGACUGGUACGAUCAAAGGUGCCAGCACAAAGGCAUUUUCUGUUAUCGUUACUGGACAUAAUAGUAAACUGGAUCUGAUGCGAAUGGAAAACGAGGAGCCACUGGAUAAAUCCAGUACGGGCCAACCGCGUGUCGGGUUUGUUUUCCGGCAAGAUGAUCAAGUUCCUAAUCAAGGCAAUAUAACCCUUAAAGCGGGAGAGCGAAUUGUUAGUUUCACUAGGAAACUAAUUGCCUCUUCAUCACUAUUCAUCCAGACCGAUGUACGAGAAAUCGAUGCUGGAACGUACGACGUGUUUAUGGCUCUUCGAAAUGGAGAUGUUAUAAUGGAAAAUUUGAUUGGAAAUAUCACUGUUGUUCAAGGUGGUUCGUACACAAUUGUCGCACAGCAAUCUCACUUUAAUCCUCAACUCAUGAAUCUCAACAAUAAUUUACUUUUGCCGAUUGAAGUGACACCACCGAGUUCUGUCCACAUGUUGUGGCUGGUACCACAAUAUUUCGUCAUGACAGUAGCUGAAGUCAUGUUCUCAGUCACGGGAUUACAAUUUUCUUUUACUCAAGCCCCAGCUAGUAUGCAAUCGGUUAUGCAAGCUACCUGGCUUUUGACAAUCGCGUUUGGUAACCUGAUUGUUAUCAUCGUCGCUGAAGCCAAGGGCAUACCUAGACAGUCCAUGGAGUUCUUUUUGUUUGCUGGAUUGAUGGCGCUGGACAUGCUCCUCUUUUUCUACUUGGCCGCCAAUUACACGUACGUGAAAGUCGAAGAAAAGACCUUAGUCAAUGAGAAGGUCGGAGAUGAAGGAAAAGAAACGAAAGUACCUGAUCAUUCUUUGUCACCCAUUAAACUUGGCACAGAAAACUCCAAAACGCCAACCGGUACGGAAAACAAAGGAUUUUCCGACGACACUCCUAUGUAAAUCUUUCAACAUAACUUUAAAUUCGAUAUAUCUCUAAAGUUGUGCCCUUGAGCGUAGCGAAGUAUCACUACGCCAAUUUUUAAAAUACGUAUGUUAUUCAAAGUAAUGGCGUAGAUUCUGUAGUUUCCUCAAACUUUUUAUUACACGACCGAAUCUCCA
Molecule: messenger RNA, 2575 nt
Organism: Daphnia magna
Lineage: Eukaryota; Metazoa; Arthropoda; Branchiopoda; Diplostraca; Daphniidae
Product: solute carrier family 15 member 2
Exons: 16
Coding region: 116-2416 (766 amino acids)
Biological process (GO): transmembrane transport; oligopeptide transport
Cellular component (GO): membrane
Molecular function (GO): dipeptide transmembrane transporter activity
Source: RefSeq, a predicted model, not a curated record